CGGAUUUUAUUAUUAAUAAUAGAGAUAAAAAAUUAUCAAUGGGUAGUAGGAGCGUUCAAGGGAAAGGACAUCCAAAAGACUUCGCAAGUUAGAGAAUAAGAUGGAGGAGAUAGCAACGGGGUUUGCUGUAAUAAAGGAAGCCAUCUUGGGACGCCACGAUACAGUCCGUGAGACACCAGAGCGGUCGGAAUCAGAUGUAGAAGAUAAUCGUAUCCAUUACAACUACGGGUUAAUUGUGAACACGAGAUGCAAUCACAAUUUUCAGCCUACAUCAACUAAGGACCAAGCCUCGAGUGAGCAGCAAGUGGCAGAAGAAGAGAAUUCUCAGCCUGAAACAACUAGCAGAGUAGUCCUACCGAGUUCAGAGCCAGUUGAAAGCGCAGAAACAGAGAUCCCAUGGGAGCUGGAUGCGGAUGCUCUCCGUAUCUUGGGAGAGGAACUGGUGCAGGAAGAACCUCGAUUAGUCCUGCUCUCCAGUGUCGUUAAUCGCUGGAAAAAAUAUUUUGUCGAAGGCUUAAAGAAAGAGGUUAGGGAGUCACUCCUAAGCAAAUAUCCCAGGAAAGGCAAAUUCUAGCUUGAGCCGCCGAUUCUGAAUGAAGAGGUCGCAGCGAACCUAAAAAAACCAGCUCUGAAAAGGGACAAAUACUUUAGUGGUACGCAGAAGCUAGCAGGGUCUGCCUUGGCUGCUUUAGUUCCAGUAAUUGAGUCUCUGGCAUCUCUUAGGGAUCAAGACAAUGGUAAGAGAUUGGAGCAUGUCUGGGAUGCGGCAAAAUUACAAGUUGAGAUCCAUAGAUCUCAAACGGUUGCACGCAGAGCUUGCAUCUUACCGACGUUGUCAAGACAGUGGGCGACGGCACUAGAGAAAAGAGAGGCUGACGAUUUUUUGUUUGGCGAUAAACUAGGUGACAAGGAAAAUCAAAGAUGAUAAGGCAGAAAGUAUUUUGGUUGUACCUUAUUGGCCUACUCAGGUCACAUCAUCCUUUAGCUGCGAGAUUUACCCUGGUUGUCGCCAGGUUAUCAGCCAGGCACUUGUAAUCAAAGGCAUGCCUAAGGAAGCAGUUGAUAUCUCGCUACCUUCACUAGCAGAAGCAACACUAAACUAUUGCAAUGGAACUUUGAAGCUCUGGUGGCGUUGGAAUAAUCAGGUCAUCGAAGAUCCAUAUGAGGUGUCUGUGGAGAAGGUUUUAAAAUUUUUAACAGAAAAAUUCGGUGAUGAAGUUGGACAUAGCGCACUAAACUCAGCCAGGGCGGCGUUAUCUUUGAUAUCAAACGAGGAUAUCACGAACAGUCCAUUAAUAAGCCGAUUUAUCAAGGGUUUUUCGAGGAUAAGACCUGGAUGUCCUUAAUACGAAUCUACUUGGGACGUAGACCCAGUUUUGUCAAAGCUGGCGGAAUGGGGUCCAGUGCAGGAACUUCCUUUGAAGAAAUUGACGGAAAAGCUUGUUGUGCUAUUGGCUUUGGGUACAGCGCACCGCUGUCAAACGUUGGCGCUGAUUAAUAUCUCGAGCAUUACCGUUUCAGAGUCAAAAAUUGAAAUCCGAAUUCCUGGGAGGAUCAAGACUUCUCGACCAGGAGUCCCGCAGCCGGUUUUAAGACUUUCAUUCUUUUUGGACAAACCAGAAUUAUGUAUUAUCAAAAGCUUGAAUCAAUAACUGUUGGCGACUAAGGGGCUGCGAGGAGAUGUUGAUACUUUGUUUAUCUCAAUUAACAAGCUGCAUAGGGCGGUCAGGAGUGAGACGAUCAGCCGGUGGAUAAGGACGACGUUGGUAUCACUCCACGAGGCAUGCAUCGACGUCAAAAGCUUUUGACAAAGGCAUUAGUAUCGAGAAAUUAAGAAAGUGGCAGGUUGGUCCAAAAACUUCAAAGUGUUUACCGACUUUUACCACCAGCCAAUAACUAUUCACAACAAUAAUUUUGCAGAGGUGGUGUUAACACCCAAUAAAUGUGUGUAAUUAUAUUAGCAAUAGGUAUAAGCCGUUAGAAGUGUAAGGUAUUUCAUUUUUUCUUUUUAUUCCGUGUAAUCGGAUAAUUACCACUGAUACUAAGAGAUUGUUGCUCUAAACAGCUACCUUCGU
This is a messenger RNA of Polistes dominula (European paper wasp), 2075 nucleotides long. RefSeq lists its product as uncharacterized. The record is from RefSeq and is a predicted model, not a curated record. NCBI's taxonomy places the organism in Eukaryota, Metazoa, Arthropoda, Insecta, Hymenoptera, Vespidae.